UCAAUAAGACAAAAGUUCGAUCAAAUUUUUUAGUUUUGUUUAAUUUUUUUUAUAAAAUUGUAUAUAAUAAUAUUGUAAAUGUUCAUGAUUAAAUAUUAGUGGUGAUGAAAAAAAAAAGAAGUUGAAGUAAUGGGCGGAGUUUGCGCCUGUUGAAAUACGAGGUAAAAAACGUUGUUUUACGAAAACAUAUAUUUUUGAUAUAAUAUUUUGGAAUAAUAUUCCAAAGGAUCAGUUUCAAGGUAUUUUUAUGAAGCUUUGUAAAAAUUUGAAGUUCACGGAUACAGGUUAAGCGAACAGGAUUAGGAAAAGCGGUGAAAUCGCAUCAUAAAUAAAAUGGAUGCGCACGCGGAUAAUAAUACACAAGAGCAAGUGAGAAAAGGGCUUUAGGUAGAAAAAGAAGGAAAUGAAUCAGCCAUUCUGAUUGGUCGAGGCGGCUAUUAUGGCCGCCGAUUGGCGCACGCAUGUACGCACACCAAGCUUUGAUGUAUACACGAACGCACGAACACGUGCGUGUAUCAGGAGCGUAGCAGUCGCUCGCGGCCGAGAAGAGUGAAAAGAGCGACAGAAACGGUCGGUCCGCGCGUUGCCUUGUAAGGCGGAGAGUUGGUGUGUGACGUCCGUGCGCGGAUGGCUCGAAGAACGCCGAUUUUCCUCAGCUUAUACAAGUAUCCUUGCUGAGCAGAGGAAAGAACAAGUGAAAGGAGAGUGCGGGCCGGGCGCGACGCCGACCGUCGACAUAACCACGUAUACGUAAAAUCCGACAAUCCGUCAAGUUUAAAGCUGCCGAAGGCACCAUUUUCAUCAUCUCUAUAGUGUGUAUAGCAAACUAGAAACUGUUAUUAGACGUAAUGUGAGUGUUCUUGAGCAAGGAAGGAAAUAUAUAAUAGUGAGAAAGUUUUUAUCAAUCAUAAAGUGAAAGAACGGGACGUUUGUUUGUACAGUCGUGUUUUUCCGCAUCAUCUGGUAUACGAUAUACAUCCGCGAGUGUUGUGUGAACAAAUUCACUCUUGCGACGGAAACAAAAAAGAAGGAAAGAAACGGCGACGAAUAAUAUUCUUAGUGCUGUAGUCUACAGUUGAUGGAUGAAACUAGCAGAAUGCUGCAACACGGAGGAUCAGGUGUGGGUCUGAUGGGAGGAAAUCAGGGUCAGGGGGCCCAAAAUACUGCCGGAUAUGGUAGUAUGGGACCUGUGGAUGGAACUGCAACACAAGGUCCGGAUCAGGCUGUUGAGGCUAGAAAACAGGAUAUCAGUGAGAUUUUGCAACAAAUUAUGAAUAUCACCGAUCAAAGCUUGGACGAGGCACAAGCGAGAAAACAUACUUUAAACUGUCACAGAAUGAAGCCAGCCCUGUUUUCAGUUUUGUGUGAAAUUAAAGAGAAAACAGUGCUAUCUUUAAGAAAUACUCAGGAAGAGGAACCACCGGAUCCUCAAUUAAUGAGGUUGGAUAACAUGUUGAUCGCAGAGGGUGUUGCUGGACCGGAAAAGGGUGGUGGUGCUGGAGCGGCGGCCUCUGCAGCGGCUGCAGCCGCUGCUGGAGGACCACCUGGACAACCUGACAACGCCAUCGAACAUUCGGACUACAGAGCCAAACUUGCCCAAAUUAGACAGAUUUAUCAUCAAGAGUUGGAGAAAUACGAACAGGCGUGUAACGAGUUCACAACUCACGUAAUGAAUUUAUUGAGGGAACAAAGUCGUACCAGGCCAAUCACGCCAAAAGAGAUCGAGAGGAUGGUUCAGAUUAUUCAUAAGAAGUUCUCCAGCAUUCAAAUGCAACUGAAACAGUCUACCUGUGAGGCUGUGAUGAUUUUGAGGAGUCGAUUCCUCGAUGCAAGGCGUAAAAGACGAAACUUUAGCAAACAAGCCUCUGAAAUUCUCAACGAGUAUUUCUAUUCACACCUGAGUAAUCCAUAUCCAAGCGAAGAAGCUAAAGAAGAACUCGCACGAAAAUGUGGAAUCACCGUGAGUCAGGUUUCUAAUUGGUUCGGCAACAAGAGGAUACGCUACAAGAAAAACAUAGGUAAAGCACAGGAGGAGGCGAACUUGUACGCAGCCAAAAAGGCAGCUGCAGCUUUUGCAGGAGCGUCGCCGUACAGUAUGGGUGGUGCCAGCCAAGGCACCCCGACGCCGAUGAUGUCGCCGGCGCCACCUGGUGGCCCGCAAGACAUGGCCGGAUACGGGAUGGGCAUAAAUGGUAGCGAUUAUGGCUCGCAACCGUACAACGAUGGCUCGAUGGGCUACGACCCUAUGCACCAGGGCAAGGCAUUGGCUGGGGGGCCAGGCGCGGCGGGAUGGAUGCAGCAACGCGAGGCGGUUCCGGAAUUUCCGCCGCUCCACGAUUCAGCGGACUCUGAUUCUGACCGAGAGAAUGAAAAACGACCGCGCGUCUAAAAUUACUUUUGGAAAUGAGCGAGCUAUAUAGUAUGGUAACGAGACUAAUAAAACGAGAUAUAUACGUACCGAAAGAAAAGAGAGAGAGAGAGAGAGAGAGAGAGAGGAGAAAAGAGAAAAAGGGAAAAACGCAACAAGAAAAACGAGGGGAAAAAAAAAGAGGAAAAACAUAGAGCAGAGUGUAUGUCAGAGAAAUGGAAAAAAAAAAAAAAAAAAGAAAGAAAGAAAAGCAGACGUACUGCUAACCGGACAACCAGGAACUACUACGUCGUCACCCACUAUACCGACACGCACAUGCUCUCGUUGUGCAUACGGCCACAUACACCCACAUACGUAUACACACAUGCGAUAUACGCGCACCUCCGAGCCACACACAUGGAAAUAAUGUUCGUUGGUGUUCCUACGAUUAAUGAUAACAUUAGUUUCUCCGGUUUUGAAACAUUUUUCUCCUUUUUGCGUCAAGAGAGAGGGCCAAGCGCACAGAACGAUGCGGCGAUACACGUAAGUUUUAUUGCGGGUCAGUUUAUACAAUUGUAACUGUUUCGAUAACUGUCCUCCUUGGUUCGAAUUUCGUUUCUUUCUAAUAUUCGACGGUGAAUGAAAUGAGAAUUUCAUAUUCGUUUUCUUAUCCCCCGUGUUUUUCAGGGAUAAUAGACGUGACUGUUUUAUUAUUAUAGGUCAUCCUAUAAGAAGUUUUUCAGUUUCGAAUCAUUAAAUUUAUAAGGUAUAAUUAGCGUAACGUUUAGCAUAAGUUAGAAUAGAAUGAAAAAUUAAAUUAAAAUCGAGAAAGAAAGUUCUUUUCGCGUUGUAAAAAUAUAUCCGAUCACGUUUAAUAUCUACUCGAAAGCAAUAAUGGAUAAAGAUUUAGUAGACAAUUUAACUGAUAUUAACUCGUAUCGUGUCGAAAUAGAACAAAAAUCUAUGGAAAAUAGAUUUUUCAAACAACAGACUUGCACAUGGGAUGGCCUAUUGUGACUUAAAUAUCGUAAUAUAUAAAUAUUAUAUAUUAUAUAUAUAAGUCGUAUCAUAAUUACGUUACAUUAUAUUACUAUUUAAAAUUUAAAAGCAUAAAGUAUACAGAAAUAUAAGAUAUUUCGAUCUAUAUAUAUAAUUUAAACAAUAAAAAAAAGGAAAAAAACAUUAAAAUACGAAGUUUCGACUGAGGAGGACGAAAUAAUUAAUGUUUCUCGAGGUACACGAGCAUGGGAAUAAUAUUCGACUCGAAUAUAUCAUUCGAUGGAUCACGCUUGAAGAAAGAGAAAAACAAUUCGUUUACUCGAUGUUCGCAUCUUCUUUGCCUCUGUCCUUCGAUCUUGAUAUUAAAUCUUGCCUUAUCGAGUGACUGUGAUGCAUUAAGCAUACACGUCACCUAUUUACAGAGGAUUUAAAGAGCGAAAAGAGAAAGAGGAAUUUAAAGAAAAAAAAAUGGCGGGCAGAAAGAGAGAGAGAGAGAGUGUGUGUGUAUGUGAGAGAGAGAGAAAGAGAGAGAGUGGAAAGGACGGCGAACGAUAAGAAUCCGUUAUAGGGCAAUUGCGCUCCUAAGAACGUAGGGUUCGCUUCUAUUUGAGACAAUACGGCAGCGUACAGGCGCCUAGCUAAGGAAAGAGAGGGAGAGAGCGUAUACAAUCAACUAAUUUUUAUUUUUUAUCGUAUCGUAUGCCAUAUACACGCAUACAUAGAUAGACAGCUUGUACAGAUAUUUUUAUUGUUAUAUGAAACCCAUUGUAUAUCUAGUUUCAUUUCAAUUUAUUCACAAAAUUUGAUUUUUUCUUUCCUUCUUUCUUUCUUGCUUUCUUUUUUCUUCUUCUUUUUUUAAUACUUGACCUUUAUUGUUUUUUACAAUAAUUUUUAACGUCACAUUAUGUAUAUCCCUCCAUUAUAAUGCGUAGCGUAAUUUUUUUUUUUUUUUGCUGGGUAAGGAUUUAAGGGAACGAUUUUCUUUGCGCGAAGAAGAAAAGAAUACUUUUUUUUUUUUUUUUUAAAUAUGUGUAAGUAUAUUAGGAAUGAGAAUGCACUCGAAACUUAAAAGAUGUUGAAACUUUUUUCUUUGUUCUUGUGAUGUUCAAAAUUUUUGAAGAAUAAUUUAUAACGUAACAAUAAAUAAUUUAAAGAAAUGUGACGAUACGA
This is a messenger RNA of Apis laboriosa (Himalayan honeybee), 4516 nucleotides long. RefSeq names its product homeobox protein extradenticle (gene exd). Bases 1079 to 2389 code for a protein of 436 amino acids. The record is from RefSeq and is a predicted model, not a curated record. Gene Ontology annotation, biological process: embryonic organ development; regulation of transcription by RNA polymerase II; animal organ morphogenesis. Gene Ontology annotation, molecular function: DNA-binding transcription factor activity, RNA polymerase II-specific; RNA polymerase II cis-regulatory region sequence-specific DNA binding. Gene Ontology annotation, cellular component: nucleus. The transcript is spliced from 9 exons. Lineage: Eukaryota; Metazoa; Arthropoda; Insecta; Hymenoptera; Apidae.